AUGGUGGAUGUGCUCAGCAUCCUGCGACAGUACAACAUCCAGAAGAAGGAGAUUGUGGUCAGGGGGGAUGAAGUGACCUUCGGGGAGUUCUCCUGGCCCAAGAAUGUGAAGACCAACUAUGUAGUUUGGGGGACCGGAAAGGAAGGCCAACCCAGAGAGUACUACACAUUGGCUUCUAUCUUAUUUCUCCUUAAUAAUGUACACCUUUCACAUCCUGUCUAUGUCCGGCGUGCAGCUACUGAAAAUAUUCCUGUGGUUAGAAGACCUGACAGAAAAGAUCUACUUGGCUAUCUCAAUGGGGAAGCAUCAACAUCAGCAAGCAUAGACAGGAGUGCCCCCUUGGAAAUUGGUUUUUAUUGGUCUAGUCAAGUCAAAAGAGCUGCAGAUGAAGUUUCAGCAGAAGCAAAGAAACCACGAAUUGAGGAUGAAGAGUGUGUGCGCCUUGAUAAAGAGAGAUUGGCAGCUCGUUUGGAAAGCCACAAAGAAGGGAUCGUGCAGACUGAACAGAUUAGGUCUCUGUCUGAAGCCAUGUCAGUGGAAAAAAUUGCUGCAAUCAAAGCCAAAAUUAUGGCUAAGAAAAGAUCUACUAUCAAGACCGAUCUAGAUGAUGAUCUAACUGCCCUUAAGCAGAGGAGUUUUGUGGAUGCUGAAGUAGAUGUGACCCGAGAUAUUGUCAGCAGAGAGAGAGUGUGGCGGACAAGAACAACUAUUUUACAAAGCACAGGAAUGGAUUUUUCAAAGAAUAUUUUUGCAAUUCUUCAGUCUGUAAAAGCCAGAGAAGAAGGGCAUGUCCCUGAACAACGGUCUGCUCCCAAGGCAACCCCUGCUGAUCCUACAUUGCGUCCAAAACAGCCUAUUCCUGCUGCUUACAACAGAUAUGACCAAGAAAGAUUCAAAGGCAAAGAAGAAACAGAAGGCUUUAAGAUCGAUACCAUGGGCACCUACCAUGGCUUGACACUGAAAUCUGUAACAGAAGAUGCAUCUGCCUGUAAGACUCAAAUUCCUGCAUUCCAGUCUGUACCUAGACUAAUGUUUCAAGCAAGACACCUCUCAAAUCAGAAGAAAGGGUCACGAACACCCAUUAUUAUUAUUCCUGCAGCUACCACUUCUUUAAUAACUAUGCUUAAUGCAAAAGACCUCCUACAGGAUCUGAAAUUUGUCCCAUCAGAAGAGAAGAAGAAACAGAAUUGUCAACGAGAAAAUGAAACACUAAUACAGAGAAGAAAAGACCAGAUGCAACCUGGGGGCAAAGUAAUUAGUGUCACAGUACCUUACAGAGUAGUAGACCAGCCCCUGAAAAUUAAGCCUCAAGACUGGGAUCGAAUUGUGGCUGUUUUUGUACAAGGUCCUGCUUGGCAGUUCAAAGGUUGGCCAUGGCUUCUCCCUGAUGGAUCACCAGUUGACAUAUUUGCGAAAAUUAAAGCCUUCCAUCUCAAGUAUGAUGAAGUUCGUUUAGAUCCAAAUGUUCAAAAAUGGGACGUAACAGUAUUAGAACUCAGCUAUCAUAAACGCCAUUUGGAUAGACCAGUUUUCUUACGUUUCUGGGAAACACUGGAUAGAUUUAUGGCAAAGCAUAAAUGCUACUUGAGAUUCUGA
Apodemus sylvaticus (European woodmouse) is the source of this 1596-nucleotide messenger RNA. RefSeq names its product parafibromin-like. Gene Ontology annotation, cellular component: Cdc73/Paf1 complex. The coding region runs from base 1 to 1596 and encodes 531 amino acids. Gene Ontology annotation, molecular function: RNA polymerase II complex binding. The transcript has a single exon. Lineage: Eukaryota; Metazoa; Chordata; Mammalia; Rodentia; Muridae. Gene Ontology annotation, biological process: positive regulation of transcription elongation by RNA polymerase II; transcription elongation by RNA polymerase II. The record is from RefSeq and is a predicted model, not a curated record.